AUGGUUACACUCACCCAACGAAUCCUAUCGUUGAUAGGCUCGAUCGCUACGCGGUACACGCGGGUGUCGUUGUUUUUCACGCGUCAGUCUCUUUAUGGCGCCUCUCUUUUCACGGCCAUUGUGAUGGUGCUCCUUCCAAUUUCAGUGAUUACGUACUUGAACUUUUAUAAGAUGCUCGUACCGGUUGAGAGAUUUGCAGUGCCCACUUUGUUUGAAGAGGGAAACCGCUAUGGAAGUCUUGACAUCAGAUCACAUGCGUCGUUUACAGAGAUUGACACCCUGCUGGCUUUGCUGUUCCUCCGACGCAAUGCCGACUUGCCAUUUUCCGUGAGAAUCAACUUGAGAGCCGUGUGCUUUGUUGAAAAAUCGUACCAUUUGAUGCGGUACGUGUUCAAGCUUACGCCUGAUAUCAUCCGUGAGAACAGCUUUAUCAUUAAUUGCGAUCUGAGAUACAUAUAUGUCGAUAGGAAUAGCUGGAUCCCGUACCAUCUACGGUACUGGGUUCCUCCGAUUUUUGUGGACAUUUUCAAGACUGUUGAAGUGGAUUGGCCCUUGUACUAUAGUACAGGAGCCGAGCUUGUCAAGUUGUUGAAAGAACAGAAGAGUAAUCUUACUUUUGCAAACACCAACCCAAUUCUUAUCGACAACUCCAAGACAACCUUGGACUUUGUCAUUGAAUGGGACGGCAUCCGUUAUUACCUCGUGAACUACUAUUUCCUCAGCUUUUUCAUUGGCGUGUUGAUCUUCUGGGGCGCCAGUUCCUUCAUUUGCAUGAUCUCUACGCUUUACUACUAUAACAAGUUUAGCGAUGAGCCUGAAGAAACUAUACGUGCCCCACGUCCACGUCCACGUCCGCAGACAGCACCGCCAAGGACACACGGCUAA
This is a messenger RNA of Candidozyma haemuli, 885 nucleotides long. RefSeq lists its product as uncharacterized. NCBI's taxonomy places the organism in Eukaryota, Fungi, Ascomycota, Pichiomycetes, Serinales, Metschnikowiaceae. The transcript has a single exon. Bases 1 to 885 code for a protein of 294 amino acids. The record is from RefSeq and is a predicted model, not a curated record.